This is a messenger RNA of Solea senegalensis (Senegalese sole), 1379 nucleotides long. RefSeq names its product triple QxxK/R motif containing (gene triqk). NCBI's taxonomy places the organism in Eukaryota, Metazoa, Chordata, Actinopteri, Pleuronectiformes, Soleidae. Bases 185 to 439 code for a protein of 84 amino acids. The record is from RefSeq and is a predicted model, not a curated record. Gene Ontology annotation, cellular component: endoplasmic reticulum membrane. The transcript is spliced from 4 exons.
ACCAGGAAGUAUCCGUGGACAGAAGUGGUGUGUUGGCAUUCUGGACAGUUUGAGCUCAAAGUGCAAUAAAUUCCGUCGCUGCAGUCUCUCCGUGUGUUCACGUACAUCAGCCGGACCGUGCGUUAUGCAGUGGCGUCUCCGUUAAACGACACAGUCUGAGGAUAAACAGUGCUGAGCGGCAAACAUGGGGAAGAAAGAUGCCAGCGCAACCAGAUUACCGGUCGAUCAGUACAGAAAACAGAUUGGUAAACAGGAUUACAAAAAGACAAAGUCAGUCUUAAAGGCCACGCGACUGAAAGCUGAAGCGAAGAAGAAUUCCUCUGGAUUCAGGGAUGCAUUCCUUGUCGUUGCUGCAAUCCUGUUGUUUGUGCUCUGCGUCUAUGCGUUUUUCUACCUCAACCUGAGCACAGAGAUUGACCUGGACGUGGAUUUGGAUUAAUAAGCGGUGGACUUUGUCCUGAUGGUCACAAAUUGUGCUCGGUCUGUAAGCGGUGAAAAUUCUCUGUCAACAAGUUCCUGGCCAUUUUUGAGAUUUGAUAUUUUAUUUUCUACAGGGGGAAUAUGCAAUUCAGCAGUAAUCAGUACAGUACUUGCAGUAAUAACCUACGUCAAAUCCAUAAAUUGUAUUUAUGUGUUCCUGAAAAUCAAAUCCUUGAUUCCCUUUCCUUUGACCUCGUGAUUUAUGAUAAAAUCUAUAUUCUGAAACAAAACUGCGCCUGAGUCUUCCAAGCCGUACAGUUGAGAGCGAACUCUUUUAAUCAUAUUCCGCGGAGUCACGUCCCACUGUUUUCUCCACUAAUAGAAAAAUGCAAAUCUCCCGCUGCACCUCUCGUCACAUCAGGACAAACACUUGCCUCACAUUCCGGUGCACAAACCUCUCCUCCAGGAUAGCAGGAGAUCACAAAGUGUGAGAUUAGAAUCCACAAAGCCCUUGUUCUGAUUGAACAUGUGUGCAGAAUACAGAACCACACAUUGUACCUGCAGCACAUACAUGCAGCACUUAGACGUCCGCAGGAUUAGCAUCACAAAUAGGAUGCUGUACUUUCAUUUGAAUGGAAAUUACAGACGUGAACGGCACACGUUCCUCAUAAAGGACAUCUGGGUGAUUUUUUUAAAUGCGCGUGUUGUUGUUUCUUCACGUGCUUCUCUGUGGAAAUGAAUAUGAAGGUUUUUCAGUGUGUAUUUUUCCCUCUGUAUGAAGUCAAGGUCUUUUUUAUUGAAGCCACUUACCAUUUGGAAAUUAUGAUUUCAUUGUGUUACCGCUCCCCGUGUUUGCCCCCCAUCACUAGCUGCUGUUGUCCAAAAGGCGAUUGAUGCAUUGGUUUGGAAAUCACUCUUUUUAUAUUCAUGUAAUGCAUAAAAGACCAAUAUGAAAUACA